Copidosoma floridanum is the source of this 1018-nucleotide messenger RNA. RefSeq names its product conserved oligomeric Golgi complex subunit 2 (gene Cog2). Gene Ontology annotation, biological process: intra-Golgi vesicle-mediated transport; protein transport; Golgi organization. The record is from RefSeq and is a predicted model, not a curated record. NCBI's taxonomy places the organism in Eukaryota, Metazoa, Arthropoda, Insecta, Hymenoptera, Encyrtidae. Gene Ontology annotation, cellular component: COG complex; membrane.
UUCAAAAAUGUCGGAAGAAAAAUUUGUUCCACCAAAAGCACCGAGUGAUCUGUGUUUCAACGAAAUGGACUUUGUACAGGAAGUCUUUGACGUUGACAAGUUUCUUCAAGAGCACAGAAAAAAUGUCAGCCUGGAAAAAAUGCGAGACGAUCUUGGGGUUUACUUGAAGAUCCUGCGCUCUGCCAUGAUUGAACUUAUAAACGAAGAUUACGCUGAUUUUGUCAAUCUUUCCAGUAAUUUGAUAGGAUUGGACAAGUCUAUUAGUGAUUUAGAAACACCUCUAGGUCAGAUCAAAGACAAAGUAUUGGAAGUAAAAAAAUGUCUGGAUGAUACAAUAGCAGAGAUGACUGAGAAUUUAGAGAAGCACAAAAAGAUCAGGGAGAAAAGACAAAGUAUACAUAGUCUGAUAAGGUUUCACAAGUCGGUAUCAAAGUUAAGCAAUAUUCUCAGUUCCUGUGAUGCAUCGUCUGUUAGCUUAAAGCCCGAUGUUCUUGAGCGUGCAGCCACAGAAUUUAAUCAACUUAAAUUUCAUUCCAAUCGAUGUAAGUCAGAUCUUACCCAAGAGCAAUUGAAUAAAAUGACUGAAUUGGAUGAGCAUUUAAAAAAUAAUUUAAAUGCACUGCUCAUUGCCUAUGUAAAUAGAAAUGAAACUGCAAAUUUAAUUAGGUGUUUAAGGAUAUAUGUAAGUCUAGAUAAGGUACCAGAUGCGGAGGAGGUAGUUAGGAAAAAAAUUGUAGUGCCUGCUGUUGAAAAUAUCAUCAGCGAACAUAGUUUUCAAAAUGAUCCCUUAGGAUUAAAAGGAACUUAUCAAAAAUUAGAGAGUGUUUUGGAUAGUACAUUGAAAGAGUUGUUGGAUGCGACAUCAGAAAAUGAAAGGACAUCUGUAACAGGUUUUAAUUUUUUGGUCAACAGUUUCUGGCCUGAAAUUGAACAGAGGCUCGAAGAUUAUUUACCAAUGAUAUUUGCCCCAGGAAAUCCAGAAUCAUUUCACAAAGUAUGAUAUUUCAAAUAACUAGUU